AGUUAACAUUUAUUGUUCUGCUUCUUGGCUGGACUACCUCGAGUGGGAUGACAUUGCAUAAGUGAUAUACACCAAGGGAACCACCCGACUCCAGCCGAUUCUCUGCCACCUUGGCGGAAGCAUAAACGGAUAGCCGGGGUUUAUUUAGAAUGACCGCUGGCGUCACAAGCUAGCCAAGUACUCUGUAGGUGUUGUCCCCACCUCUCCUCCCGGCUCAAAGCUGAAAGGACUAUCCUCCCAGGAGCUGCGGCGGAGCGCUCCUCCUCCUCCUCCUCUUCCAUCACCACCACACCACAACCACCAUUUCCUCCUCGCUGGAGAAAAGCGCCGCCUGAAUCUCGCCCAACAGCGACACUCGCCUUUGCCAAAGCCCGGCCGGGCGCGCGCUCGUUGGCUCGAUCGGACUCGCAUUGCACCUCGCAGUUCCAGGAUCUCGGGAGGAACGGACGCAGAGUAAGCAACAAUGAGGAAAUCCCUUGCAACCAGUUGGAUUUUACUUCUCCUUCUCCUGCUCCAGAUGAAUUCCUCUCUUUCCAAGAAGAAGCCUAAACCUGGUGGUGGCCAACGCCCACCUGGUUACCCCCAGCAACAUCCUCCAAACAGACCUAAUUACCCACAAGGUGGUUACCCUCAACCUUAUCCUGGAUAUGGAGGAGGCUAUGGAGGUGGAUAUGGAGGCGGCUAUGGGGGCAGCCAGUAUGGCAAGCCCUGGAAGCCCAAACCAGCCAAGCCCAAAAUGAAGCAUGUGGCAGGAGCAGCUGUGGCUGGAGUGGCAGCAGGCGCACUGGGGGGUUACCUCUUGGGCAGCGCCAUGUCAAACAUGCAGUUUAUGUUUAACAAUCCUUAUGAGCAGCAAUGGUGGCAUCAAAACCGCGACCGCUACUCCGACCAAGUUUACUACCCAAAGUAUGACCAACCAGUUUCAAGGGACGUCUUCGUGAGAGACUGCACGAAUGUCACCGUGACCGAGUACAUUGAGCCCAGUGGGAACAGGACAGCAGAUGACAUGGAGAGAAAGAUGGUGACACAAGUGGUGCACCAGAUGUGCACUGAGCAGUACAGGUUGAUGUCAGGUGUCACUUCGCUGCUUGCCAACCCUUCUGUGCUUGUAAUGGUUACACUGAUCUUGUGUUUCCUGAUACACUGAAUUGUUUUCCUGAAGGUUCUCUCUUGUUGAGCUAGCAAUGUGGAGCAGGGACCUCUAUAAAGCAUUUAUCUAGUGAGAGAAUACAUUCUUGUAUGUGCAAUUUUUAAUGGGUAUGUUUAAGAGUUGUUCUAUCUCUUAAGUAUUCUUGAACAUACUGGCUUCUUCAGAGUACACAUGGUCCCUUCAUAACCACCUGUGAUUACUGUCUUUAGCUGCAAAAAAGUUUUGGGUGGGAAAAGAGGGACAUAAGAACAUUUUAUAACAAACCCUAGCCUGCUAGAAAUCUCACUCCAUUCUCAUAUAUUGACCAAGUCUGCGCUUACACACAAUAUACAUAAGAAUUACCAAGUAAUUUUUGGCCAGCUACCAUUGCAUUGCACCUUGCUAGAAAACCUUUUUUUAAUUUUUAUAUCUAAUGCAGCAAUCAUUUUGUAUUAUCACAUAGUCUGGCUUUCCAAAGGACCAAGAAUAUCUUCACAAGGAAGGGUUUGCGUUUUUUUAAAGGGCUUUGGCAACCAGAGCUGAUCUGCAUGAUAGCCUUGGAGCUCUUGAGUGGCACAUCCACCAUGACUGAUUCACAGAUAGACAUUUUGAAGGCUAUUCCACAUGUAAGAAAAACUUAUUGCCUAUGAAGCACAAUUGCUGCAGUACACAGCCUGUGAUUAAUCUUGCUGAAGGCAAGUAGCCUUGAAACAAAGAUACCAUGGUGGAAAUACUUUAUUGAGAGCAGAAAAUUUUUAAAAAUGUCAGUUUUUGGAAGGUGAAGGAGCAGGUUGAAAUAUUAUUUCUGUUAAGAAAUGAGUUCUAGAAAUCUAAAGUUAUUGAAAAAUAGUAAUUGCCGUAGUGGCACUUCAGACUUCAAGGGUAUGAUGAAAAAUUACUUACAAGUAGACUAAGAAUAUGAAAUAUAUAUUCCAAAGAGAACUUCAAUUUCUCUCCUUUUAAAUGAUAAUUGUUCUGAUUGGGAUAAGCUUAUCAGAAAGCUAAUAUGAAUGAUUCAAUUAACAUUGAGUUACGUAGAAUCCAAUAGAUCCUUGGACCACAAAAUCACUAGGAAUUUGAAGAUUUUAACUCUGGAGAACUUUGGAAUUAACUUCCACUUCCAGUACCAAAGUCACUUUCAUUGGCUUAUUUAGAAAGUCAAAGAAAUAUAAACUGAAAUUUAGAAUUGUCUCUGGAACAACUGGAGAACCUGACAGUGCUACUAAUUCACAGAACAUUUUUGUAUGUGGGAAAAUUACUCAUGCCAUCCAUGCUGAUGUCUCAGUUGGCCCCAAUACUGCUAGUUGGAAUAUAAAACACAGAAUCAUAGGGCUGGAAGGGAUUUAUAGUCCAACCCCUUGCUCAAGGCAGGAGGCCUUAUAUCAUCCCAGUCAAAUGGUUGUCCAGUCUAUUAAGUAAGGAGAGAGUGACCCCCUUUAUCUUCAGCUACAGGCCCGAAUAAGAAAAUUAAUGGAAGAUCUUCUAAUGAACUUUGAUGUUUUGAUGUUAAGCUUGUGAACUGAUUUUGCGGAACUAGGUUUGGCAUUUUGCAUACUGAGGCACUAUGUUAGAAUUAUUCUUUAAACAAGAUUGCUACAAACCCUUUGCUCUUUCCACACCCUGCUUUUGCUUCCUUGUUUUAUUUAUUUCCUUGAAGUUUGGGAUGCAAAAGCUGACAUGGCCUCCACAAGUGUCACAUUUUUGACCAAAUGUUUGUUAGCAGAGUUUGUGCUUGUUAUUUCUCCAUUGUAUACAGUGAAGCUUAGAAAUAUUACUGCUAGAAACACAACAGCCACUGGAAUUCAGCUAGCUUGAAAAUGCCAUAGUCAUUUAAUUUUAAGACCUAAUUGAAAAUUGUACUUUGGGCUGUAAUAAUUUUGUCUGUCCUAAUGCUUUCAACUUAUGGUAAUUAUAAACAGUACUUUAAAAAAACUAUGGUGUAUUUCAGUUGAUUUGCUGAUUGACACUGUGUUUGUACCAGAUAUAAAAUUGUUAGUGUAGUAAAAAAAUAUAAUAGGAUAUGCUCUUUACCUACUGAGUAUAUCUGGUAUAUUUGAAUAUUUUGCCAGGUGAUUACUGUAAAGGCCAACUUUAAAUAGUGUUGUUUUCAUAUAAGAACACAAAAAAACUACAUUGGGGGAAAUGUUGGAU
Molecule: messenger RNA, 3280 nt
Organism: Notechis scutatus (mainland tiger snake)
Lineage: Eukaryota; Metazoa; Chordata; Lepidosauria; Squamata; Elapidae
Product: major prion protein homolog
Biological process (GO): protein homooligomerization
Cellular component (GO): membrane
Source: RefSeq, a predicted model, not a curated record